AUGUAUGCAUUAACAUCAGUUACUUUACAAGUUAAUAAUAAUAUACGUCGACAAGAGGAACGUGAAAAAGAAGAAUUAAUCGAAUUUAAUAAAAGAUUUAGCUUGUAUCUUGAUUAUGUGAAAAGGUUAGAAUCAAAACAUUCAAAAUUAAACUUACAAUUUGAUGAAAUACGUCAACAAUGGUAUGAACUAUUUUUUUCACAAUAUCCAGUUAAAUUUUAUCAAUUGCGUUCAGAUACCAGUCAAGUGUCGUCUGAUAAAAUUGAUUUAGAAAUUGAUUUAGAACGAUUACAAUUUGUGAGUAAUAAAUAUCUUGAGCUUUUUGAUAUCGAACAACGAUGGUUCGAUAACAAAAAAGAAAAAUGUGUACAACUAGAAAAUGAAUUAAAUAAAUCAUCAACGGAUCUAUUAAAAUUACGCCAAUCAUAUGCAGAUAUUGAAGAAGAUGUUAAAGUUUCAUUAGCAAAACGUGACGCAGUAGUACAAAAUUAUUUUCAAGUAACUGACGAAUCAUAUAAAUCGAAAUCAAGUCGAAUGAAAUUAGAGUUAAGAGUACAAUCAUUGAAAAUUGAAAUACCAUUUAUUAAAAAUAUAUAUUCAAUCACCAUGAAAGAAUUUAAGCAAUUAUCAAUUCAACCAAAUACUAUUGAUAUAAAACAAUUUUAUGGUAAAGAAUUAGAAAGAGCCAUAAGUUUUAUACGUCGUGACUUUGAAUUACUAUAUAGUUCAUUCUAUAAACAAAUGGAUGAAUAUUAUAGUAUUAGGUUAGAAGAAGCACAAAAGGAAAUAAAACGUUUAUUAGUAUUACAAGCAGAACAAGAAAUAAUACAAACGGAAGUAGAAAUCGAACAAACACAGAAAAUGUUAACACAUAACAACGACUUGUAUAUUGAAUUACAAGAAAAAUAUGCCAAAUUUGAAGUAGAAUUGAAGACUGUUGAAGAAGAAAAUAUUGCAUCAUAUGAUGCUUAUGAAAAAGAUGUACAAGUACAUCAAGAACAAAUUGAACAAUUGGCAUUUGAUAUUGCUGAAAUAUUGCGAAGUAAAACUCAUUUAGAAACAGAAAUAAUUAUUUGUCGACAUUUAUUGGAAAUAGAAUUUGAAGGACAACAACCAGUUAUUGUACCAACUGAUACAACAUCAUUUGGUAGUGAAUCGGGAAAAGUACUUACAAAGAAAACUAAAAGAGGACCAGUUGGUAUCAAAGAGUGUGCUUCAUAUGGUGAAUUUAUAACAUUAGAAAAUACUUCAGUAUCGGAAGAUGUAAAUGUGUCAUAUUGGAUAUUAAAACGACGUAUUGAUUCAUUGCCGGAAUUGCGAUAUACUUUUCCAUCAGGUUUAAUUAUUGAACAUGGUAAAGAACUAAAAAUUUAUGCUAAAAAUGCACUUAAACAAUCACAAGAAACGUUAAAUCGUUCAAAUAAAAUUGUUAAUAAUGAGUUAGCUUCAUGGGGUUAUGGUAUGAAUAUUGAAACACGGCUAAUAAAUGCGAAUGGUGAGGAAAGAGCGGUGCAUUCACAAACACUUGUUUUGGGUUCUCAAACAAUAUCAUCCUAA
Didymodactylos carnosus is the source of this 1557-nucleotide messenger RNA. Lineage: Eukaryota; Metazoa; Rotifera; Eurotatoria; Philodinida; Philodinidae. The record is from the annotation of a GenBank genome assembly.